This is a messenger RNA of Penicillium canescens, 3294 nucleotides long. Its product is annotated as CAIB/BAIF family enzyme. The record is from RefSeq and is a predicted model, not a curated record. The coding region runs from base 1 to 3294 and encodes 1097 amino acids. The transcript has 2 exons. Lineage: Eukaryota; Fungi; Ascomycota; Eurotiomycetes; Eurotiales; Aspergillaceae. Gene Ontology annotation, molecular function: catalytic activity.
AUGUCUGAAUUCAAUAUCCUCACCCCAAAUGCCAUGCUCGGUUAUGGCUACCGGGCUGACCACUUCUGGUUUGGGAUUGAGAAGUUCGCCCCAAAGGCAAUCAUCGUCGACAGCGGGUCCACCGAUGGCGGGCCGUACAAGCUUGGUCUGAACAAGAUGACCUGUGGCCGUGAGUCGUACAUACGAGAUCUUACCCCAAUUUUGCAGGCCUGUUUCCAUCACAAAAUUCAAGUUCUCCUGGGAUCAGUGGGUGGUGAUGGUAGCGAUAAGCAUGUUAGAGAGAUGUUUGAGAUCGUCCAAGAAAUCGCCGCUAAGGAAGGCUUCUCUUUCAAAGUUGCCACCAUAUUUGCUGGCUUCCAGAAGGACCUUUUACGGCAGCGUAUCGUCAAUCAACAAGUUGGACCAUGUGGUCCGGUAGAGCAAUUGACGGUGAAUAACGUUGAUCGCGCUAUCGAUAUUGUCGCUCAGAUGGGAGCCGAACCUUUUCUGAAAGCGUUAGAAACGAGCCCAGAUAUUAUUCUCGGUGGCCGUUGCUAUGACCCCGCUCCUUUUGCUGCAUUCUCCAUGCAUCACGGUGUGCGUCCCGGCGUAGCCUGGCACAUGGGCAAAAUUAUGGAGUGUGGUGGAAUUUGUGCACUUCCGAAGGGGAGGUCGAUGAUCGCGACUAUGCGAGAAGAUUCCUUUGACCUCACUCCCUUAUCUCCUAGGGAGCGAUGCACUCCUCUGUCGGUUGCCGCCCACACACUAUAUGAGAAAACACGGCCUGAUCGCCUGCCGGGUCCCGGUGGAGUCCUUCAACUCGACAAAGCCUCAUACGAACAAAUAACAGAGACCACCGUGCGGGUUAGCGGCGCGGAGUUUUUCCCUACACCUGUCUACCAAGUCAAAUUGGAAGGCGUUGAAAAGCUAGGAUACCGCACUAUAUUCAUUGGUGGCAUCCGGGACCCAAUCCUUAUCAGUCAGAUCGAUUCUUUCCUCGAGGAUGUGCGCGCAUACACGCAAAAUUUGUUCCCUGAGCUAGACACGUCCCCCCAGUGUCAGCUUAUUUUCCACUUCUAUGGCCGCAACGGAACAAUGGGUCCAAUUGAACCUACCCCAGUCGCUGGCCAUGAGCUGGGUAUUCUAGGAGAAGUUGUCGCACCCUCCCAGGAGCUGUCCUACACGAUUGCGAAUAACGCACGCGCGUCAAUUCUGCACAUGCCCUAUAAGAACCAGGUUGCGACAACUGGUAAUUUUGCAUCACCGCUUUCGCCACAUGAGACAGCAGCGGGUCCUGUGUUCCGUUUCAAUAUCUAUCAUCUUGUCGACUUGGAAUCUAACGAGGAGACUAGACUGUUCCCUGUCAACACACAGAUUAUUAGCAACCAGCCCACCCCCACCUCUCUCGAUUCCAAAAACUCGAUUGUGCCCAGUCUGACCGAUUCUGAGAGGCAGAAGCUACUUUCAGAAACCCUUGAGCCUUUGUCCUUGAAGCCGAUUCCCCUAGGGAAGUGUGAAAUGAAAGACAUCGCCAAAAUCAUUCGAUCCAAGAACUCUGGUCCCUUUGAAAUGACAUUCGAUAUCAUGUUCGACACGGAGGAGGCUUAUAAGCGUGUUAAGCAUGCGAACAUUCUGACCAAUGAGUGUGUUAUGAGAAUGUAUCACUUACAACCCGAAGACAUCAUCACCAAUAUGUUUUUCGAGCCUGCUUUGGCAUGGAAGUGCACUAUUCGCCGACCCUGGGAGCAGGGAACAGUGGGAGAACGCGACACAUUGGGCACUCAGCAACAUGGACCCCUUUUGACCAUUGUCGUGCCAGCUGCCACCAAUAUCACUGGUGCCAGUGCACUCAGCAACACAGCCGUGUCACCACCCUCCCAGGAUCGCUCCCAAUUCUCGGCUAAGGACAGUGUGGACUAUUUUUGGACAACACUGGGUCUACCUGCCGCUUCGCUUGAAAAACUCCAACUUCCUGGCUACGGUCUUGGAUUGCCGUCAUCCUUCAAGAUCGCCCAUCUCGCCCAGGCAUCUAUUGGCUUGUCCGCCUUAUUGGCUGCUCAGAUUCAUGCUUAUCGUAGUAACCUGGCAGUUCCUACGGUGUCGGUUCCAUUGCAACAUGCAGCUAUUGAGUUCAAGUCUGAGAGACUUUACACUCUAGCAGACAAGCCCGCUCCUUCACCAUGGGGUCCUAUCGGCGGCUUACAUAAGACAUCUGACGGUUACGUGCGUGUGCACGACUCCUUCCCUAACCAUCGCGACGGCGCUCUGGCUCUUGUCGGUUGCAACCGAAAUGCUUCUCGAGCAGAGCUGGCAUUAAAGAUUGAGAGAUGGUGUUCGGUUGAUCUAGAGGCAGCUGCUUUCGAUAAUCACCUUGUUAUUUCCGCCCUUCGGUCAUAUUCUCAAUGGGAUGUUCUACCCCAGGCAUAUAAGAUUGCGGAUUUCCCUAUCACUCUACAGAAGCUAUGUGAUGGACCUGUUGGCCUGCCCUCGACCAUGCAGUCAGGCUCAGACAAAUGCCUUCGCGGUCUACGUGUUCUUGAGCUCUCGCGCGUAAUUGCAGCUCCUCUCUCAGGGAAAACGCUAGCUGCCCAUGGCGCUGACGUCUUAUGGGUCACUAGCCCUGGUCUCCCUGAUCUCCCAACUAUGGAUCGUGACUUUGGCCGAGGUAAGCGCACUGUUCAGCUUGAUUUGAAAUCUCAGUCGGGGAAAGAUGAACUUUCACAGCUACUUGCAGAGGCACACGUAUUCGUGCAAGGCUUCCGCCCAGGAGGUCUGGCAGACCUCGGAUUCUCUAGUGAAUCCUUGUCCGCGCGGUUCAAGGAGCGUAACAUUAUUUGCGCAAAUAUGUCGGCUUAUGGGCCAGAGGGUCCCUGGUCAGAUAGACGCGGGUUUGACUCCCUAAUUCAGACAUGUUCUGGCAUGAAUGUCUCCGAAGCCCAACAUUUCGGCGCCGGGGAAGCGGCCCGUCCUACCCCUUGUCAAGCAUUGGAUCACGCUGGUGGUUACUUCCUGGCUGCUGGUAUCAUGGCGGCCCUUUACAAGCAAGCAACAGAAGGCGGGUCCUGGCAAGUCGAUGUGUCACUCGCGGGUGUCAUGAAAUACUUGCGGUCGCUUGGCCAGUUUGAAGGGAAAACUGGCUUCGAUGCGCCGGAUUUCACAUGUACGAAAGAUGUACCGGAGGACUAUUUGGAAACCCGAGAAACAGGUUUUGGAAAGAUGGUUGCCAUUCGCCACUCCGCUUCCAUUGAGGGAGUUGAGGUUGGUUGGGACGUAAUGCCGAAGCCUCUAGGAUUAGACGAGAAACGCUUCUUGUAA